This is a messenger RNA of Torulaspora delbrueckii, 2553 nucleotides long. RefSeq names its product tyrosine protein phosphatase PTP2 (gene PTP2). Bases 1 to 2553 code for a protein of 850 amino acids. Gene Ontology annotation, biological process: protein dephosphorylation. The record is from RefSeq and is a predicted model, not a curated record. NCBI's taxonomy places the organism in Eukaryota, Fungi, Ascomycota, Saccharomycetes, Saccharomycetales, Saccharomycetaceae. Gene Ontology annotation, molecular function: protein tyrosine phosphatase activity. The transcript has a single exon.
AUGGUUGUCACCAGCGGAAAUUCAGAUACUGGCGCAAUGUCUAGCUCAACAUCGACAACAUCUACUCAAAAGAGCGGUGAGAUUACAAAUGGUUGUGGUUCUGAAGAUAUGAUGAAUAUUUACUCGAGAUCUGCGGUGCUCACUUUGCCGCAUGGUAUAGCCAUGAAUAAUAAGAACAGUCAACAUGCGGGGCAUGGAGCACUUCUUUCCGGAAGAGAAUGCGUUAAUUUGAUUUCUUCAAAAGAGCAUUAUAUCGAUGAGUUACAGGAUUGUUGCCAUAUAAAUGAUGUAAUGGUUCGAUCCAAUGGACCGGCGAGUACAGAUAAGAAUACUCUUCUAGUGUUUGAUUUGACUACUAGCGGUUGCUUGAUUUCAUCGUCUACUGCGCCUUCUCGUAGCAGGACAGGCGGUAGUGAGAAUGCGGGUCCCUCGAAUAAAGAUAUUUACAGGAUACACUUAUCUUUGCCAAGUACUUUAUUGAAAAGACCUAAGUACCACUUUGAAAAACUGUUACAAACUGUUAUCGAUGACUCUAAAAGACUGAAAUUGAUGAGUUUAAUUGAUGAUUGCGACACAUUCCUCUUUUAUGAUGGGUCUAGUAAAAUGGACCGGUGUCUAAUAUCUACCUAUUGGCUGAUCAAAAAAUUCAGGGAUUUUUUGCAUGAAAAAGUGGGUAAAAAGAAUAUUAGGUUGUUUAUUCUAGAAAAUAUCGAUAAAGGUGUUGGAAACGGGACUGCAUCCGAAGUAAAAGACUCACAGAAUGGUGAGACUUCUGCUGGUAUCAAUGUCGAUAGCGCGACAUCUACACCGGGAGUCGAAACAAAACAAAAGAAACUAAAUUUGACGAUUAAAAUCUUACCAAAAUCCAGUGACAAGAUGUUUAUUCAGUCCAUCAAAAAGGACACGGUUCAUUAUUCUCCAAACUCAUUGAAGAGAUUUUUUAAAUUUCACAUACCUGAGGAACUCGAAGAAAAUGAUCCGGUCUUACCAAAUUGGCUGAAGCCGUUCUCCAAGAGAGAUGAAAGUGAUAAAAUAUUACAAAAGUUGUUACACAACUUCGAAUACUUAGAAGAUUUGGAAUUGAAAAGAUUGGAACGAGGAUUGACCAUUAACAACAAGAAUCAAGAAAAUUUAAAGCUACAGGAUUCAAAAUCAUAUCAUAAAAUAUAUUCGUUAUCAAACUUACAAAGAGAGUUCAAGAGGCAAGGAAAAAUGACGAAGCCUAAAACGAGAUCAUCUUCACCAUGUUUAUCAGAGACGAAAUUAAAACUUUCAAUUCCAAAAUCACAACCACCAUCACUUGCGACUUCUUUAUUGAAGACUAACUCAGCUGAUACACCAACUAGUACUCCACUUUCUUCUUCAUCCUCCUCCUCCUAUCAAGAGACAGAUACUGAGCCACUUUUGACUCCAAUGGAUAACUAUGAAAUGUCGCAAGGUAUUCAAUCUUUUGCAAAGAACAGAUAUUCCAAUAUUCUACCUUACGAACAUUCCAGAGUCAAACUACAGCCUUCGCCACUUCAUGGACCUACUAGUGGUUCAUACUCUCCCUUGGCAAGUGGUCCAACUGGUGUGGGGCUGGUGAAAACUCCAUCGGAAAAUGGUUUGUCGAAAAAGAGAAGAAACUCGAAUUCAUCGUAUUUCAACCAAAAUUUCGUUGAAGCAUCAGCGCCAAGAUCUAAUGAAGCUCGAAAAACACCAGGUGCUGUUGAAAAUUUCAAUGAUUAUUUCAACGCCAACUACCUCAAUUUACCGCAAGUUAACUCUGAUUUCAACUACAUUGCCACACAAGCGCCUUUACCUUCCACUAUAGAUGAUUUUUGGAAAGUAAUAUCUUCUAACAAGGUCAAAGUCAUCAUUUCAUUGAACUCAAACGAUGAGUUAUUUUUGCGAAAAUGGGAUAUUUAUUGGAAUAACGAUCGAUCAGGACAAAAGUACAAGAUAGAUAUAACGGAGACAUUUGAGGACUGCUGCAAUGUCAAAGGAUGCUUAUUACGGAUAUUCUCUUUCUAUAGAAGUGGAGAUGAAAACAACGAAUCAAAGAAAUUGGUCGUUUAUCAAUUGCAAUACACUAAUUGGUUAGAUUCUUGUGGAAUCGUUAUGAAGGACAUAUUAAGCCUCUACACGAUCAAGAACAUGUUAUUAAACAAACCUUCAGUCAUCCUUUCCGACCUACGGUCAGGUAAAGAAAAGGAUGCCAUGUCGUACGCAGGAGACGUUUGGCCGGAAAACUUCAAAAAGACAAAUGCUUCUAUAACGCACCCACCUUUGUUGGUGCACUGUUCAGCGGGUUGCGGUAGGACGGGAGUAUUUAUCACUUUGGAUUUCUUACUAAACGUUCUGAACGAGCCGACGAACACAUCAAAUAGCAUAGACGUUUGGAACAUGUCACAGGAUCUCAUCUUCAUUACAAUCAACGAAUUAAGAAAACAAAGAAUAUCUAUGGUACAAAAUCUGACUCAAUAUAUCACUUGUUAUGAGUCGAUUUUACAGUAUUUUGCAAUGCAAAAGAAGGGUCAAAUGGUUAAAAGGGAAGUGUCGGGGACACGUUAA